AUCUAUGUGUAUAUAUAUACACGAAAAUAGUUUGGUAGUAUGAUAGCGCUGAUUGAAGAAAAGAUAAUUAUCAUGUUUACAAAAAAGUGCACAAAAGUUCACUGUACAUACAUGGAAUCUGAAUAUUGUACAUACGUGAGUACAAUUCUGAAAUAAUACAAUUUGAAACUAUGAAACUUUUUAUUCGUAAUUGUGCAUCAGCAAUUUUUUGUAAUUACUUGAGAUCAAGCAACAAACUGAAUGUAAGAUACGCUUCGCAAUAUUACAAGAUAGAUGAUAAUAUUUCCGGAUUAAACGAUGAACAAAAACAGCUUCGGCAAUUGGUGUUUAACUUUUCACAAAAAGAACUUGCUCCAAAUGCCGCCGAGAUUGAUAGAAAGAACAAUUUUGACGAACUUCGGGCAUUUUGGAAAAAACUUGGAGAAUUGGGUUUCUUAGGAAUAACAGUGAAACCAGAAUAUGGUGGUACAGGUGGUACGUAUUUAGAUCACGUUAUUAUAAUGGAAGAAUUAAGCAGAGCAUCAGGGGCUAUAGCGCUUAGUUAUGGCGCGCAUUCGAAUUUAUGCGUUAAUCAAAUUCACAGAAAUGGGACAGAAGAACAAAAGCAGAAGUAUUUACCUAAGCUAUGCAGCGGAGAUCAUAUUGGAGCGCUUGCUAUGUCGGAAUCGACAUCCGGAUCUGAUGUAGUUUCUAUGAAAUUAAGAGCUGAGAAAAGGGGAGAUUAUUACGUUUUAAAUGGACACAAAUUUUGGAUCACGAACGGUCCUGAUGCAGAUGUUCUUGUCGUUUAUGCGAGAACGGAUCCGCAUGCGAGCAAAUUACAGCAUGGUGUUACCGCAUUCAUUGUUGAACGUGGUUUCGACGGUUUUAGUACAGCUCAAAAAUUAGAUAAACUUGGUAUGCGAGGUUCCAAUACUGCUGAACUUGUAUUUGAGGACUGCAAAGUUCCUGUUACAAAUAUUCUCGGAGAAGUGAACAAAGGUAUAUAUGUGCUCUUUAGUGGUUUAGAUUUGGAACGAUUGAUAUUAUCGGCAGGUCCUUUGGGAAUUCUUCAGGCUUGUUGCGACGUGGCAUUCGAUUACGCGCAUACCAGGAAACAAUUCGGGAAACGUAUAGCAGAAUUUCAAUUGAUACAAGCGAAAAUGGCAAAUAUGUAUACGCAUCUAAAUGCUUGCAGGAGUUACUUAUACUCCGUAGCAAGAUCCUGCGACGCUGGUCAUAUCAAUCGAAAGGACUGUGCCGCUGUAAUACUCUACAUUGCCGAAUGUGCUACAAAAGCUGCAUUAGAUGCAAUUCAAAUACUAGGUGGAAAUGGCUUUAUAAAUGAUUACCCUACUGGAAGACUUUUAAGAGACGCUAAAUUGUACGAAAUUGGUGCUGGCACUAGUGAGAUUCGUCGAAUGGUAAUCAGUAGAGUGAUUACCGAGGAGUAUUCAUGAAGAAAAAUCUUUCCACAUUCCAAGGAUCUUCGUGAAUCGACUUGUUAACUUGUUAAAAGUGACGUACAUGCAUCAAGUUGUUAUGAUAUCAAUUUUUAUAACUAUUUUUUCAAACUGAGCAUAAAUAAAAAAACUUUUCACAUUGUA
Messenger RNA from Osmia lignaria (orchard mason bee), 1586 nucleotides. RefSeq names its product isovaleryl-CoA dehydrogenase, mitochondrial. Gene Ontology annotation, cellular component: mitochondrion. Gene Ontology annotation, biological process: L-leucine catabolic process. NCBI's taxonomy places the organism in Eukaryota, Metazoa, Arthropoda, Insecta, Hymenoptera, Megachilidae. The record is from RefSeq and is a predicted model, not a curated record. Gene Ontology annotation, molecular function: 3-methylbutanoyl-CoA dehydrogenase activity; flavin adenine dinucleotide binding.